GACACACGCAUGUGCGCAUCGACUGGCCCCUUUCUAACGAAAACGUCAACAUUCCGCUAACGGAAACUGUGCUGCUUGGCGGCUGCCUGCUUGGCUUUUUGCUGUGUCGCUUCGUUCCUAAGCGAACUUAAGCAGUAACAGCAACAACAACCACAACAACAAUCACAGCAACAACAUUAACAGCAGCAGCAAAGAGAGAAAAUUACAAUGUGUGUGCGUGCGGUUUGGAUAGCAGAGUAAAAAUGAGUGACAAGUUGGCAAAAACCAAAAAUGAACAAAAGUGUGCGCAACUAUGCAAAUAAAUUAAUAAGCCAAACUCAUUACCAAAUUAAAAUAAGACACGCAAAUGCUGAAGGCGGGCAGCCAGAAAAAAAUUAAACAAAUAAAGGAAGAGUCACCACGAGGACCUUGUUAAGUGCGUUGAGUCGCGUCGAGUCGAGUCGAGUCGAGUGUGGAAAGUCAAGAGGUUCUGGGUUCGGAGUGUCAGAGCUGCUGGCAUGCUUUGGGGCUAACUCGUCCAACGUUCUCGUCCUCGCCCUCGUCGCCCCCGUCGUCCUCGCUAUCCUCGUCGUCAUCACCGCCAAAGGCAUCGAAGCGAUGCUUGCCUCAUUAGCGACUUAGCCCCCGACAUCCCCCAGCUGCAGUAAGGUAACGAAAGAGGAAGCCGAAACUAAAACCAAAAACCCAAACCAAAACCAAGCCACAAGCAAGGAAAAAAGAGAAGCCUGCUCUACAAGGAUAUGCGUAAAAUGGCUCAACAGCCAGCGAAUUCAGUUAAUGAGUUGGCCUUUAUGGGCGUAUAAAAAGCAAAAUUGAUAUUAUGCUGAGGCUGGGCCUAUAAAUAAAUACAACAAAUUAAAAUUAAUAAGCAACAGAGCUUGAAUUGCAUAGCAACAACAGCAGCAGCAGCAUAGGCAGAGGCAGAGGCAGCAGGAGCAGCUCCGGCAUUCGCAUUCGCAUUCGCAUUAGCAUUAACAUUUAGAUUAAUAACCAUGGCAUCUCCGCCGGAAAGUCCCAUCGAGGAGGUGGUCUAUGAGUUAGAACACACACGCGUGCCUAAGCCCAUUCCGGUCGCUCUCGAGGACUUGUGCCGUCAGACCAAGUUCACCAAGCAGGAGAUUCGCGUCAUGUACAGAGGAUUUAAAACGGAAUGUCCGGAGGGUGUGGUGCACGAGGAUUGUUUUAAGGAUAUUUAUGCCAAGUUCUUUCCGCAUGGCAAUUCCAGUUUAUAUGCUCAUUAUGUGUUCAAAGCCUUCGACGUUAACUGCAACGGCGCCAUUAGUUUUCGGGAUUUAUUGGUCACUUUGUCCACACUGUUACGCGGCUCCGUUUAUGAGCGUCUGCGCUGGACCUUCAAGUUAUACGACCUCAAUGGCGAUGGCCGCAUAAGUCGCGGAGAGCUGAGUGAAAUCGUUCUGGCCAUACACGAGCUUAUGGGCAGAAGAGCUCACCAGCCCGAGGACGAUCGCAAGGCCAGAGAUCAGGUGGAUCGAGUUUUUCGCAAAUUGGAUUUGAAUCAGGAUGGCAUCAUAACGAUAGAAGAGUUUCUGGAGGCAUGCCUGAAGGACGAUUUGGUGACACGCUCAUUGCAGAUGUUCGACACUGACCUUUGAUGACAAGAGGAACCAGAGAUCCGAAAUACAAGGACUAUAAUACCGCUUAUAGAUCUAUAAAUUGUUGUUUUGGAUUAAACGGUCGACAGGAGACAUAGAGCGACAGAGACAUACGAUGAAAAGAAACAACAUAUUAGUAUUUAAUAUUAUUUCUAGGCAAUAAUAUCGAACGACAAACUUGAACAUUUAUAAAUGUGAGCAAAUGACAAGAGAGUUGAAUAUAAAUAUUGAAUAUAUAUAUAUGUCAUUUUUUAAGCAUAUUACGAAUUAAAUCCUGCCGUCAGAAGCGAAUUGGUAUUAUACUCUUGAUGUACUUAUUGAAUGUAUUUCAAAGUGUUUCAAAGAAAAGCAACUUUGCUUCUUAAUAUUGAAUGAACAAACAACUAAACAAAACCACCAACCAAAGUGAAUAAAAAACAAAUAACAAAGAACUUGGAAACGGAAUUGGUUACAUGAUAACAAAAUAAAAUCCAACACGAUUUACUUUACACAUAAACGAAAAAAAAAAAAAACAAGAAGAAGAGAAAAGCCUAUUGUAUAACAGCAAUUUAUACACACACACACACACACACUCAACAAUAUGCAUAAGUAAUUGACAUGUGUACAUACAUAUAUGUACGCACACACAUACAUACAUAAUUACAUCCGUUCAUAUAGUGUGUCCAUUUAACAUACGUACAUACAUACAUCCAUUACAUACAUGAAUAUGCGUUUGUGCGUGUUUUUUAAUUGCUUAGCUCAACUUUUGCAAUUGCAUUUAACUCUGCCCAAUUGUUCAUUUCGCACUUCGGCGUAUAACAAAAACAAAACUUACUCAAUUUAAUUUUAAUUUGACAUAUAUUUUUUCAUAUGAAUGAUGAAUGAAUGCCACUGAAUAUUUUUUUCUGAACUUUACAGUCAAUUAAAUGAUAAAUAAAAUAUUCAACAUUCAAAUAAGCUGAAUUGAGUGACGUACAAUUUUUAUUAUACAUUAAUUUGACAAAUUUAAUUAUAUUUUAGAAAUCUAUUUUUGCAAAUGCAAAGCAACCACCGACAACAACAACAAAUAGCUCUUGACGAUUAAAACCGCUGUUAUUGAAUUAUGAAGAGCUCAGCGCUCGACAUAGGUUUUCAAUUAAAUUUGAUAUGCUUUCAUUUUAUUUAUUCCACAAAUGCAUUAUUAAUGCAUAUGCCAAAAGCGAGCAAAAAAAAAAAAAAAAAAAACACAAAACCAGAACAGGAAAAAAUACAAUAGUAGCCUCGAACCUUGUACAACAUGCAACAUGCAACUGCUUGUCGCUUGUGGCAUAUACUUGUAGUUUUUUUAGCCUAUGGUCUAAAUGUAAAAAUAGGGUAUAUUGUUUGUGCAGAAGGCGUGGCCAAUCCCAUUAGGUUGAUAUAUUCUGGACAUCGCACGAGCUGAUUCAAGCGAGGCAUACGUGUCUAUGCUUUCAAAUAUCCGUCUAUGACAUCAUCCAGCUCAAGAUCUGAAGUCUAUAAUGUAAAUUUUAGAAUACUAUAUUGUACAGAAGUAUUGUAUGCAUAUUCUCAUUUCAUUCAUAAAUACUUGCACUUGGUUUCUAAGCAUAACUUGAGAGCCAUUAAUUCUCAUAAACAGUUUACUUUGUUCUUGGAUAUCUCUAAAAAUUAUUAAAAAAUUAAAAGCCAAUACAAAUUCUUAAGAAUAGUCUAUCUAGACCUUAAUUUUCUUAAAUAAUUAUAUAAUAUAAGUAAAAAUUGUUAAGUUAUUGGAGUACUUGGAAUAUGUAAAUAGUUCAUACAUCCACAUCGAUGAUUUUAUUACAUUUAUACAACUAGAAACAAAGUUCAUUCAUAUUAAAAAUUAAAACAGCAGCUCGUUGCAGGAUCCAGGGUAUACACUAGUCGGAUGCACCCGACUAGCGCAUUCAUAUUUAUAUAGAUUAUUUUUUUCAGUUUAGUUAAAAGCUAAUGCGCCACGUGUGGCCUACUUUUCAAGAACUACAUUCAAACAAUAGGAAACUAUAAUUUAAUCGUUAGCAUAUCAGCGGCCAGAGAUGAGAUUGAGAUGAGAUGGGCUGACUCAAUACAAUUACCCGAGCUGUUCGAACAUUUAACAUUGCCUCAAUGCACGACAGCAGCAGAAGCAGCUAUAAAAGAGAAUAACACACAAACAAAAACAAAAGCAAAAAAAAACAAAAAACAAAAAAAAAAGAAAGCAACCAAACAAUAAAAGUUUAUUUUACAUUGUACCUUUCAUACACAAUACAAUUGUUGUUUCAGCAAAAGUUUUAUAUUUAUAUUCAAUACACGUUGCGUUCGUUGAAUGCAACUGUGCGUAGAGUCGAGACAAUCAAUGUGGUUUGAUAUAAUUCCCCUUAGUUAUACACACGCUCUUCCAUUAUGAUUCUAAAGCAACAGCCUAGUACUUAUGUAGGUCUAUUGUAUUAUUUGUGAAAUUCUCACAAUGCAAAACGUAAUAUCAAGUCUUGAAUUGGCAUUUCAAUUUUCGUUGAUUAUCUUAUGCUCGUUCACUAAACUAAGGGAGCAUAUUGGUUUUGUGCUAUGUCCGUUCGUCUGCCAGAACGUUAGAGCUAUGCAGUCAUACAAAUGAUUCAUCAAAUGAAUCACAGAUCAAUAUUCAAAAAUAAACUCUAAAGUUUUUAAGUGCGCUUGCAAAAAUCAAUAUCUCUGAAUGAAUUCGAACUCUUUUGAACCCGGAACGAGUGUUACUUGUUUGUCUGAGAGCAAAGUUUAUAAAACAGACUUAACGAAAAAGAAAAUAAUAACUUAGGUGAAAAAGAUGAAGAGGGCAUCUUGAGCAGCGGUUGAGUUAAUUGAAUUGAUCAUAUUUUAGGACAAAAUAUAUUUUUAAAUUAAUAAAUAAAAGUGUUCUGGAGAUGAUUAACCAAGCUGGAAUUAACCACUUGAAAGGUAUUUGUAAAAGGGAAUUUCUUGAAUAUGAAUUACAUAGGAAUAUCUAAAAAAAACUUCAAGUGAUAGAGCUCUUCUGUUUUUAGAUUCCCAUACCAUCACUUAAUCAAAAAUAUACCCUUAAAUUGUAUGCCUAUUCAGUUCACUAACAUCUAACGUAUCCCAAAUAUCAUGAAGAGGUUCUAUUGUUAACUAACCUAAAUAUAAUAAUGGCAAUAUUAACAAAUGAGCAUCAAUAUCAGUGUUACGGAAAAAGAAUGAAACUUUAGAUAAGUGCUGCAAGUGAAUGUCCUUAAACUUGAACUUAAUCUAACUAUGCGACCUAUGUAAUAAACCACUCCGAGAUUCAACCUACCUAGUUUUUGCAUGGCAACUGCCCAAGCAAAGGAAACUCAGCUCAGAGUUUAAAGAAAAGUAAAACAUAUACUAAAAUUUAAAUGUCUAACUAGUCAAAUACUAAAAAUGAAAUGGAAACGCUUAAAACUUUAUUCGUUAAAUAUAUAAAUAUACAUAUACCUAAAUAUAUAUGUUAUAUAUUUAAUCGAUUGAUCAACUUAAUGCUAAAUCAAACAUCAUUGUCAUUGUUUUUAGCAACUGAAUGUUUAGUAAGAAUAACUAAUUUGUGUAAGUGUCUAUUAAUCCCAAAUGGAACUAUCUACAAACAUAUAUGUAUUAUAUAGUUUGUAUAUAUAUAUAUUUAAUUUGAUGACGUUCUAUGAGUGUAGCUAGCUAACCAAGAAAAUAACCUUAAAAGUGUUUAGCAACUAUUUUUGACAUAAUUCAAAUUAAACAUAACAAACGAAAAUUUAUGUAUUUUUUAACUAAAUAUAUUGCAUUCGCAUUUAGUUGAAACUAAAUUAAAUCAAAAUGUACCUAGUAAAUGUAAAUUAUGAUAAUAAUUUUUCCAGCAUAAGCUAUUUAAAUUACGAUUAAAUGUGUAAAAAAAAAAGGAAGAAAGUCAUGAAAUGAAUAUCGAGGAAAGUUCAUUCAUUUCAUAGCUCUGCUAGAUUACAUAAAUUCUAUUACUUAUCAUUUUAACCGAAAGGAGAAGAGGAAACCCUACUAUUAAAGUACUUAACAGCAGCAAACGUGGUUAGUGAUUUGAAUUGUUUAUAAGUAAUCGCCAUAAUAGGAGAUCCCAAAUCACAUGGAUAAUACCUAAUAACAUACUCUAAUUAACUAUACUUGAAUAUUUGUUUAAUCGUCUAACACAUAAAUAUGUAUAUGCAUCCAUGCUAAAUAACUAUUCAAGUCAAGUCCAAUCGAAUGGAGUCGACUCGAUUCUCUCUUAAUAUUUGUGGUAAAUCUUUUAAUUAACAUAAGCAUAUGGAAUUUAAUGCAUGACAACAAAACCAAAACACACAAAAAAUACCAAAAAAUCAAUCUACUCUUCAAACAAACAAAAUAUAAUGUUUUCUUCAGUUAUAUGAACUCGUUAGAGCUUAAAAUAAAAAGUAAAAAAUCGUGUCUAUAUGUUAAUCUAGAUUGAUGUCACACUGUUUGCCAAAACAAAAAUAAAUUCCAUACCAAUAUCAACUAGCUUUUAGUUCUCAAUUAUGAAUUAUGUUAAUCCUUAAACAUGAUAAAAAGUGAAAAUAAUAACUCAAAACUGGGCAAAAUAUAACAAUUUUAAUAAAAGUAACAAUUUAAUAAUAAA
Molecule: messenger RNA, 6162 nt
Organism: Drosophila mojavensis
Lineage: Eukaryota; Metazoa; Arthropoda; Insecta; Diptera; Drosophilidae
Product: Kv channel-interacting protein 1
Exons: 7
Coding region: 993-1613 (206 amino acids)
Molecular function (GO): calcium ion binding
Source: RefSeq, a predicted model, not a curated record